AUGGUGGCAGCGAGGAGAGAGAUAAGGACAGAUAGAAUCAGUGAGCUUCACGAUUCAAUUCUUUGUCACAUUCUUUCUUUUCUUCCCACCAAACAUGCUGCAACCACAAGCAUCCUCUCUAAGAGAUGGAAAUCAGUAUGGCUCUCGGUCCUCACUCUCGACUUCGACUGCAAAGCCUUCCAAGACAUGGCCUCAUUUGGAUAUUCUGUACACAAAUUGAUGCUCUUACGAAACAGCGGGCUUCCAAUCGUUUCGUUUCGAUUCAAUUGCACCUUCCUUUGUUCUAUUCACAACAAAUGCGAUGUUACUCGAUUUGUUUCCUAUGUAAUGAAUCGAGGAAUUGAGAAUCUAAUCAUUGACAAUGACAUCAUAUUACCACCUAGUGUUCUUAGUUGCAAGACCCUUAAGGUUCUUAAGUUGAAUGGGAUAUUAGUGAAUGAUUUUUCUCAUCAAGUGGAUUUUCCUGUUCUGAAAAUUCUUCAUUUAAAGAGAAUGAUUUUCGAACGUCAUGAAUUGCUUGUUAAACUUCUGUCUGGUUGUCAUAUACUCGAGGAAUUGGAAACCAAAUAUAUAGGUUUACUUGACGACGAAUCACAUGUUCCAGAGGAAGAGUUUGAUGACCUGUUACCUAGUUUAGUCCAAGCAAAGAUUUCUUGUGAUGAUUCUGUUAUUCCUCUUAAUUUGGUUCGUAAUGUUGAGAAUCUACAUCUGGAACAGAUAGUAUUGGUAAUGUGUUCUAAACUUCCCAAGUUUCUUAAUGUGACACAUUUAGAACUUAAAUUUUGCCCUAUAUUUUGGGAUAAUAUAUGGGAUUGGUUGCUACAAAUGCUUGAACAAUGCGACAAACUUCAAAGUUUAAUCAUACAGGAAUUUGCAGAUCAAGACAGUUCAAAUUGCGAAUAUUGGGAGCAUCCACCAAUAGUUCCAAAAUGUCUUUCAUCGCAACUAAGAACAUGUUGUCUUACAUGUUGUAAAGGUGCCGAACUUGAGCUCCAAUUCGCAAAAUACAUUUUGCAAAAUUCAAAAGUACUAAAGACUAUGAAAAUUAAGUUUAGUUAUUAUGCUGAUAUAAAAGCAAAACAACAAAUGAUAACUGAAUUAUCUUCAUUAGCAAAGGGCUCUACAAAGUGUAAAGUUGUUUUUUGA
Messenger RNA from Lathyrus sativus (Indian pea), 1146 nucleotides. The record is from the annotation of a GenBank genome assembly. NCBI's taxonomy places the organism in Eukaryota, Viridiplantae, Streptophyta, Magnoliopsida, Fabales, Fabaceae.